CUUAGGGGGGAUACCUCCGCCGUUUCCAGGGCGGGGACCGACCUCAGAACCAAGGUAUAAAAGAGUUCGUCUCCCAACAAGGAGCAUCACACUUCAACAUGAAGUUGUUCGUUGUUGCCCUGGUUUUGGCUGCAGCCAGCAGUGUUUACGGAGGACACAUAAGUAGCGGCUGGUCAAGCGGCGGCGGCGGUGGUGGCUGGAACUACGGCGGGGGUGGAGGUGGUGGCUGGUCCGGUGGAGGCGGUGGCUGGUCCGGCGGUGGUGGAGGCUGGUCAGGCGGCGGCGGUGGAAAGAAGAUCAUCAAGAUCAUAACCGUCAGCGCUCCCAGUGGCGGCUGGAGUUCAGGCGGUGGAGGCGGUGGCUGGAAGUCAGGAGGCGGGGGUGGCUGGCCCAGCGGUGGAGGUGGUGGCUGGAAGUCUGGAGGUGGUGGUGGCUGGUCAAGCGGAGGUGGAAGUGGAUGGUCAAGCGGCGGUGGUGGCUGGAAGAGCGGAGGCGGUGGUGGCUGGUGGUAAACAUCCAGUGAGAAAAUUCCAUCGAUAAUCAUCGAGUUUGAUGUGUAAUUAUGUAUUAUCGAUCGGUAAGAGUACAACCGAGAGGAAUUCAAUCAUCCAAACGACGCCUCCUCAGCAAAAAGAAGAAAGAAGAAGAAGAAGAAAGAAAAAAAGAACAAGAGCAAAAUAGCUGUGAUUACUUUGUAUGUUCAAAGAAAUGGAAAAUUUAUUCCUUUUUUUCCCGUUUAGUAUUCGUCGAAACUUUUUCUUACGUAUCAAUUAAGGCAGUUAUUUUUUAUUGUUUGUUUCAUUCUGAUUAUCCUUUUUCUUUCCCUUUCUUUUUUUUGCACACGCACAUCUACUCGGUAAUCUAUGCGAGGUUUAAUUUCAAACUUUGCAAGCACACCGACGCACUAACACGUGAAACACAAACACACACCAAUGUACAUUCUUGUAAUAAAGUUUUGUAAAAAUCUCUUCUUAUAAAUUAUA
Diprion similis is the source of this 983-nucleotide messenger RNA. RefSeq names its product loricrin-like. The transcript is spliced from 5 exons. Lineage: Eukaryota; Metazoa; Arthropoda; Insecta; Hymenoptera; Diprionidae. The coding region runs from base 99 to 512 and encodes 137 amino acids. The record is from RefSeq and is a predicted model, not a curated record.